This is a messenger RNA of Kalmanozyma brasiliensis GHG001, 1149 nucleotides long. Its product is annotated as NADP-dependent oxidoreductase domain protein. Bases 1 to 1149 code for a protein of 382 amino acids. The transcript has 2 exons. The record is from RefSeq and is a predicted model, not a curated record. Lineage: Eukaryota; Fungi; Basidiomycota; Ustilaginomycetes; Ustilaginales.
AUGGGCAUGUUCGACGCUGAAAAGCCAAUCUCCAAGCUGGACCGUCACCGCGUCCUUGCGCCCAAGGCCGGUGUGCGCGUCUCCCCUCUCUGCUUCGGCGCCAUGUCGAUCGGCGACAAGUGGAAGUCGAUGCUCUCCGGCGGCCUCGACAAGGAAGGCACUUUCGAGCUCCUGGACGCCUUCUACAAGCUCGGCGGCAACUUCAUCGAUACUGCCAAUGUGUACACGGAUGGCCAGUCCGAGGAGUUUCUCGGCGAGUGGAUGGAGGUUCGCGGCAUCCGCGACGAGAUCGUUCUCGCCACCAAGGCCACCUCCCCGUACAAAGCCCGAGAGUUGGGUACGCACAUCGGCACCAACUUCGUAGGCAACUCCAAGAAGUCCAUCUUUGUCUCGACGCGCGAUUCGCUCAAGAAGCUGCGCACCGACUACAUCGACAUCAUGUACAUUCACUGGUGGGAUUGGUCCACAUCGAUCGAAGAGAUGAUGCAGGCGCUCAACCAGCUGGUGGUCUCGGGUCAGGUGCUGUACCUGGGAGCAUCCGAUAUGCCCGCCUGGGUGGUCUCUGCGGCCAACACGUAUGCUCGCGCGCAUAACCUCGCCCAGUUCGUCGUGUACCAGGGCAAGUGGAACGCGAUGGAGCGCGACUUUGAGCGCGAGAUCAUUCCGAUGGCGAGAGAGUUCGGCAUGGCGUUGGCUCCAUGGGGAGCCCUUGGACAGGGUCGCUUCAAGACGCCGGAACAAGUUGCUGAACGAGAGAAGACUCAGGGUCCCCUCCGAGGCGGCGGUGGCGCUCUCACGGAGAACGAGAAGAAGAUUUCGGCAGUGCUCCACGAGGUCGGUCAGGAACUGGGUGGUUUGAGCAUCACCAAUGCUGCUCUGGCAUACGUGUUCUCCAAGUAUCCAUACGUUUUCCCGAUCACCGGAGGAACCCGGAUCUCGCACCUCGAGGACAACGUCAAGGCCAUCGGCACGGUGUUGAGCGACGAGCAGAUCAAGAAGAUUGAGGAUGCCGUACCGUUCGACCUCGGUUUCCCGCUCAACAUGAUCCGAGAGGACCCGCACCUUACCGGCGAGACUCAGAUGGGCCUUCAUGCACACGGCGGUCACCUCGACUGGGUCAAGCAUCCCAAGGCGCCUUCGUUCAAGUAG